UUUUUUUUUAAUUUUUAGGAUAAUAGUAAAUUUAAUUUCAAUUGUAGGGCAUGAUUUGUAAAAUUGUCGAAGUAAUAUUUCAGUAACCCAUAUCUUGGACAAAAUAAGUGGUUAUAUUAUUAAUAACAUGUCAUUGCUUUGUUUCAAGAGCAGGAAGUUUACGCCAAAAAGUGCGACUGCGCACUGGCCAAAUUAGUAGUGUGAAAGAAAAUGGCGAUCAGCGAAAGGCGUCCGGAGUUAACGUGAUGAAAAACAUUGUUAAAAGCUCAAUUAAAUAGUGUUAUAGUUAUUAAUUGUGUCAGAUGUAGAUUAAUUAAGUGUUAAUGAAUAGUGAUUGUGUAUAAAAAUGGCUGCGAAUAUGUACAGAGUCGGCGACUGCGUCUAUUUCGAGACGUCGUCGACGUCUCCGUACCAGAUCCGGCGGAUAGAAGAACUAAACAAGACGUCGUCUGGCAACGUGGAGGCAAAAGUCAUGUGCUUCUACAGGCGGCGGGACCUGCCCAACCCUCUCAUACAAUUAGCUGAUAAGCAUCAAAUUGCCCAGUCCGAGGACUCACCGGUCGCUAUGAAACUCAAGAAAAUAUGCCUCAAGACGCCCAUAGGUGAAGAGCAAGCGGCGCAGGCUGUUCUAGACCCAGCGAUAGUGGCAAUGGAGGAGGAAUCUACGGAGCUGCCUGGUUCUGACGGGCUCGCGCCCAAACAGCGGCACCAGGCGAAGCAGCGCGAGCUGUUCCUGUCGCGGCACGUGGAGACCCUCCCAGCCACGCACAUCCGCGGCAAGUGUACCGUCACGCUGCUCAACGAGACGGAGUCGCUGCUCAGCUAUCUCAAUAAGGAUGACGCAUUUUUUUAUUGUUUAGUAUUUGAUCCUUCACAAAAGACUUUAUUAGCAGAUAAGGGAGAAAUCAGAGUUGGAAGUAAAUAUCAGACUGAAGUAACUAAUUUAUUAAAAGAAGGCGAGGACGACGGCCGCAGCUCGAGCUCGCUGGAGACUCUGGUGUGGACGCCGUCCCACGGCCUCUCGGACCGGCAGAUCGACCAAUUCCUGGUGGUGGCUCGGUCUGUGGGCACCUUCGCCAGGGCAUUGGACUGCAGCUCCAGUGUUAAACAGCCCUCGCUACACAUGUCCGCGGCGGCCGCCAGCAGGGACAUAACUCUUUUCCACGCCAUGGACACGCUGCACAAGUCCGGGUACAGCAUAGAGGCUGCUCUGUCGUCGCUGGUGCCGGCCUCCGGGCCUGUGCUGUGUCGCGACGAGAUGGAGGAGUGGUCGGCCUCAGAGGCCAACCUGUUCGAGGAGGCGCUCGAGAAAUACGGCAAGGACUUCGCUGAUGUACGGAAGGACUUUCUGCCGUGGAAGACACUGAAGAAUCUGGUGGAGUACUACUACAUGUGGAAGACGACGGAUCGCUACGUGCAACAGAAACGGGUGAAGGCUGUGGAGGCGGAGUCCAAGCUGAAGCAAGUGUACAUUCCCAAUUAUAACAAACCGAAUCCAGCGUUGUUGUCGAGUGGCGCGGCGGCUAUCACGAGCGCGGCGGCGGGGGGCGGAGGCCCCGGGGCGGCGGCCGGCGUCGCCAACAAGGGAGCCGUGCUGAACGGAGGAACCAACGGCACAGCGGCCGCACCCACCAUGUGCGCCUCGUGUCAAGUGACAAAUUCAAACCAGUGGUACGCCUGGGGACCACAGCAUUUACAGUACAGAUUAUGUGGAGCUUGCUGGCAGUACUGGAAAAAAUACGGAGGACUUAAGACGGCGGGAGUGUUCGGCGAGAGCGAGGCGGAGGCGGGGCGCGGGGUGCGGGCGGAGGCCGACGACACAGCACUGUCCGUGUCGCACAGACCGCACAGGUGCUCCGUGGUUAACUGCGCCAAGGAAUUUAAACUGCGCGCUCACCUGGCCCGCCACAUGGCGACUGCUCACGGCGGCGCGGGCGAGGGCGCUCGGCCCGUCAUGAAGACCCGAGCCGCCUUCUAUCUCCGCGCCUCGCCCUUCACGAGACUCGCGCGCCGCCUCGCCCGCGCCCUCCGCAGACCCAGGCACUACGCGCGCUCACCCUUCUCACCGAUCAACCUGCACCAGGUCAAACACGAGUGUACGAUAGCGAUGGCGGGCGGCGUCGGUGGUGUGGGCGGCGUGGGCGGCGUGGGCGGCGUGGUCCCGGCGGAGGUCCGAGGCGUCGCUCGUGCCCGCGGGCCCGUGGGCGCGGUAGCGGCCCGACUCGCCGCCGCUCUGGGCACGUCCGCGCCUCGAGCCCAGGACUGGCUCACCCUCACCCCGCGCGAACGUCUGCCCACACCAAACCACGUCGCCUUCCCCAAGCCGCCCAAGGCCCCAGAUGGCAGCCUCAUGUACGAGCGUGUGGUGUCCCGCGCGGAGCUGGAGGCGCGCCGCAGCGAGGCGGCCGCGCCGGCUCUCAAGCGGCGCGCCUACGACGACAUCAACGGCCUCGACAGAGGUUGUGGUGGUAGCGCGCCUCCCGCCAAGCGACCCAACAAGCAUCCGGCGCCCAUGCAACGUCCAUCACGCGAACAGUACGCGGCCAUGUGCGCGCGAGCCCAGGCCACGGGACAACCUCUGCCCGCACACGUUUUUGCACACGUGAACGGCAAACCGACGAACCUGACCGGCCGCGGCGGUCGUCGCCACGUGAUCUCGUGGAUGGACGCUCCGGACGACCUCUAUUUCAGAGCCACCGAGACCGCCAAAGCCGCCCGACGGACGCUGAGCUGCGGCGAGCUGAGACGCGGCGCCCGCGCUCCGUGGCGCGUGAUGCGCGGGGCGGUGGCCGGCGUGGUGCUGGGCGCGGCGGCGGCGGCGGGCGGCAAGGCGGGCGCCGCCUCCGCCCCGCUGCAGCUGGUGAUCCUCGACUGACAGCAGCCCGCGCCCGCCCCGCCGCACCCCUACACCAUGGAGGCGCUGCUCGGCUGAGCGCCCGCUGUAUAUUGCCGUGUACAUAGCCCCGAGCGGCCCCGACAUACGCGAAGAUUGUAUUUUUGGUAAUCGAAUCGCCGACGACGGAUUCUGUAGAUAAUAUUUUAAACUAUAUUGUUCUUAUGUGGUUCGAUCUGGCGACGAGUAAAUGAUGUAUUUGAUACAUAAAACGAUAUGUAAGUCUAUUUCAUUCGGAGAUUCAUUGUAGGAUAAUUUACAAUUUUUUUCAUAAAUAAAGCACAAAUUGGAAUA
This is a messenger RNA of Danaus plexippus (monarch butterfly), 3187 nucleotides long. It is a transcript of the gene MTA1-like, whose product is annotated as metastasis-associated protein MTA3. The transcript has 17 exons. The record is from RefSeq and is a predicted model, not a curated record. Gene Ontology annotation, molecular function: transcription corepressor activity; sequence-specific DNA binding; transcription coactivator activity. Gene Ontology annotation, biological process: negative regulation of transcription by RNA polymerase II. NCBI's taxonomy places the organism in Eukaryota, Metazoa, Arthropoda, Insecta, Lepidoptera, Nymphalidae. Gene Ontology annotation, cellular component: NuRD complex; nucleoplasm. Bases 347 to 2875 code for a protein of 842 amino acids.